Humulus lupulus (European hop) is the source of this 870-nucleotide messenger RNA. RefSeq names its product pentatricopeptide repeat-containing protein At5g47360-like. The record is from RefSeq and is a predicted model, not a curated record. Gene Ontology annotation, molecular function: protein binding. The transcript has 3 exons. NCBI's taxonomy places the organism in Eukaryota, Viridiplantae, Streptophyta, Magnoliopsida, Rosales, Cannabaceae. Bases 1 to 870 code for a protein of 289 amino acids.
AUGUAUAACAAAGAUGGUAAAUUGUUUAGGAUUAGUCAGAAACUGAAACUUCUUUUUGAUGUUAUUGAUGCUUAUAGGGCUGAGAGAUGUUCUAUUACUGUUAAGACUUUUAAGAUUGCCAUGAAUUUGUAUAGACAAGCCAAACUUGAAGAUGAGGCGUUGUUGGUAUUGAGGAAAAUGUCAGAGUUUGGUUUAAGGGCAGAUACUUCUAUAUAUAAUUUGGUUAUUAGGUUCAUUUAUGUAAAUGGUGAUAUGAAUAUAACUGUAAGAAUGAUGAAAGAAAUGGGUUUGAUUGAUCUUUGUCCAGAUAUGAUCACUUAUGUCGUAAUGUAUAAAGGUUUUUGCAAUUUUGGGAAUAUGGAGAAAGCGAUUGAGUUGCUAGAAGAAAUGGAGAAAGAAGGUGGGAGCUGCAUUCCUAAUGUAGUAACCUAUACGUCUGUUAUUAAGAGGUUUUGUGAAAAGUGUCAGACAUUGGAGGCGGUGGAGGGUCGACUUAAUGAGGCCUAUAAAUUGAUUGAUAAUUUUGUUAAAGGAGAAGGUGUUUCUUAUGAAGAAUGUUAUGGUUCUCUUGCGGUGUCUUUGAAACAAAAUAGAGAAACAGAGGAGGUUGAGAAGUUGUUUAGGAAGAUGCUAGAUAGUGGGUUGAAACCAGAUCAUUUGGCUUGCAGCAUAAUGAUAAAGGAUCUUUCUUUGGUUGGUCAAGUUCUAGAUGUAUAUCGUUUGUGUGAUGAAAUUGAGAAGAUGAAAUCCUCGACUUCCAUUGAUUCUGAUUUAUAUUCCCUCCUUUUUGUGGGGCUUUGUGAAAAAAAAUCUUUCAGAGGAGGCAGUGAAAUUGGCAAGGUUAAUGCUGAUGAAAAAAAAUUAAACUGA